Messenger RNA from Ilyonectria robusta, 1048 nucleotides. RefSeq lists its product as uncharacterized. NCBI's taxonomy places the organism in Eukaryota, Fungi, Ascomycota, Sordariomycetes, Hypocreales, Nectriaceae. The record is from RefSeq and is a predicted model, not a curated record. The transcript has 2 exons. Bases 208 to 669 code for a protein of 153 amino acids.
GGAUAGCCCUGAUGUCAGGCGCACACCCACAGCUUGAACGGCACCCACACACAUACGUCAAAUUUGCUGUACGGACGGACGAGGUGACCCGUCCCAUUCGUGUCUCCCGAAGCCAGUGUGACGCACCGAGAGGGGGUCCACCUACGACGGAAUCACGGCAGCCAACUAAGACGAGCGACACACGACUGAGCCCGCAUUUUACUGAUAAUGGGGAGCGCCACGGCCGAACACGAUCCCAAUACCGGGAGAGCAGCGUACGUGGGGACUGGCCAUGUUUCCCACGGGGGCCCCCAGGUCAAUGGAGUUUGGAGGUCCAGCUCGGACAAAAUCAUCACUGUCCGAGACCAGAUUACGACCAACAUCUUCUAUAUAUUCUCCCUGGCGGAGCACCUCAAGACCCUGAGCGGAGUCCCUGAACCGAGCGCCGCAGGGGGCAAGGACGGGGAGGGCCACAUUUCGCCAUCGCCAGACUCGUCGAAUUGGUGGAUUGUGGCUAAGAUCAUCCUCGUCAUUGUCCUGGUGUGCCUAGUCACUGUCGCUGUGUGGUCGGCUUGGACAGUCUGUGAGACGAUGAAGGCGGUGUUGCUGGGGAUAUCUUGGACAGGUCAGCUAACCCUGUGUUGGCCCGGUCUCAGAGUGAUCAUCUCGGCGACCUACUUGAGUGGGUGAGAUCCAAGCCGGUGGCUUACCGCCUCUUCUUUGGCACAGCCCGCCUGGGUGCUCCGUGGGGGUGUCACAUUGGUGGUGCGGAAAACGGGUGACUUUUCUUUCUCAUUCUCACGGCUUGUGCCGUAUUCUAUAAUGCUGCGGUUUGUUCUUGAAAAGUUUUAUGAUUUCGUUGGUCAGGAUUGGAAAAGCGAGCUCGGAACCGGGCAAGUAUGUUAUUCAGGGUCCUGUCUCUUCUUCUGGGAUGCCGAGCAGAUGCAGUGGACGCUCCGUGUUGGAUCAUCCCACUCUGUCUUAGGGGGUGGCUGAGUGGGAUUGGUCGCUGUUUGAGACACCCAACACGCAUUAUUAAUUGAUUGAUGGAUUGUUUUCUUGGUAUAUU